CAUUUCUCCCUCACUGUACUCAUCGCACCGGACAACUGACAGAAGAAGAAGACAAACAGAGUGUCGGCAAUUUUUUCAAUCCAAACAAACCCCCACGUUCCUGAAAUAUCACUCGUCAUUUCUUAAAAGGAGGGUUUUGGAUAUGAAUUUAUGAGGUGAAAGUAGAAUAAUUGAGUGUCCACUCAUCAUCUUAUGGCGGAGACAAACUUUAUCAAGAUGGCGGCAACAUCUGUGUUAUGGGUUUUGAUUCUUUUGUUCAUGGUUGCACCAAAUUGUUAUGGCCGUAGAACGAGAAUUUCAAAGAAGGAACUUGAAAUUCAUGAACAUCUCAAGAAAUUCAAUAAGCCUCCUCUUAAAUCCAUCAAGAGCCCAGAUGGAGAUAUAAUAGAUUGUGUUCAUAUUUCUAAUCAGCCUGCUUUUGAUCAUCCACUUCUCCAGAACCACAAAAUUCAGUUAAGGCCAAAUAAUCAUCCAGAAGGAUUAUUGCGAAAGAAUGAAGCUGUAAUUACCAAUUCAAUAAGUCAGCUAUGGCAGUUAAAAGGGAAUUGCCCAGAAGGGACAAUACCAGUGAGAAGAACCAAGAGAAGUGAUGUAAUCAGGGCAAGCUCUAUCAAGAAUUAUGGAAAGAAGAAGAAGAAGAAGCAUAAAGUUUCUGCAAAAUUUUCUGCACCAAAUACUCUCAUCACUCUGACUGGUCACCAGCAUGCAAUAGCAUAUGUUGAAGGAGAUGAAUAUUAUGGGGCAAAGGCUACAAUGAAUGUAUGGGGACCUGAUAUUCAACAACCAAAUGAAUUCAGCUUGUCUCAGCUUUGGAUAUUGGCUGGUUCUUUUGCAUCUGAUCUCAAUAGCAUUGAGGCUGGCUGGCAGGUGAGUCCUGAUUUAUAUGGAGAUAACAACACCAGACUCUUCACAUACUGGACUAGUGAUGCCUAUGAAUCUACUGGUUGCUACAACCUCCUCUGUUCAGGGUUUGUUCAAAUAAACAAUGAAAUAGCAUUGGGGGCUACCAUCUUUCCUAUCUCCUCUUACCAUGGUUCCCAGUAUGACAUCGAUAUUCUCGUUUGGAAGGAUCCAGAUGAGAGCAACUGGUGGAUGCAAUUUGGGGAUGAUCAUGUAAUUGGUUACUGGCCAGGGUUUUUGUUUUCAUACCUGACAGAGAGUGCUUCAAUGAUAGAAUGGGGAGGAGAAGUGGUUAAUUCAGAGUCAGAUGGUGAACACACUACUACCCAAAUGGGGAGUGGACAUUUCCCACAAGAAGGAUUUGGCAAAGCUAGCUACUUCAGAAACAUCCAAAUUGUUGAUUCCAACAAUAACUUCAGGCUCCCUACAGACCUUUCCAUCUUUACAGAGCAGCCCAAAUGCUACGAUGCCCACCUCGGAAAUAGUGGCCCUUGGGGAACCUAUUUCUAUUAUGGAGGUCCUGGAAGAAACCCUAAUUGUCCAUGAAGAAACCCAAAAUGGUGUUUCCUCAGUUCACUGUUGUGCAAUGUUGUGGUGUUUAGUGUAAACUGUAAAAUUGCUUUUAUGUUUAUGUCUAGGUAAGUAGUGUUUUAGUUCAUUUUAACUAUUAUUAUGGGUGAUUUUACUUUUAGGCUUAAAGUUGAUUUUUUAUGACAAUAAUGAAUGUGUGCUUUUUCC
Impatiens glandulifera is the source of this 1638-nucleotide messenger RNA. RefSeq lists its product as uncharacterized. Bases 193 to 1446 code for a protein of 417 amino acids. The record is from RefSeq and is a predicted model, not a curated record. NCBI's taxonomy places the organism in Eukaryota, Viridiplantae, Streptophyta, Magnoliopsida, Ericales, Balsaminaceae. The transcript is spliced from 7 exons.